AUGACCUCACACAAUCCCGCUGCUGCCGGCAACCACCACAACGACGGCGUCCACGAUGACAUGCUGACCGAAAACGGCACCGCCGUCGCCACCAACUACUACAGCACAACCACCACAACCGGCAGCUACAACAACGACCUCGACGACAUCUGGGCCACACCCACCUACCUCCCCCAACACCCCCCUCACCCUCACCACCACCACCACCAGCAAGACCCCCAAGCCCCCUUCCACCACCACCAACAGAAUUACCCCUCAGAACCCACAGUAAGCGACAUCCCCCGCCUCUCCGCCGCGCACAGCACCGCCGGCUACCGCGACGGCAUCACGCUGGCCAAGGCCCGCACGGCGCAGGGCGGCUUCGACGAGGGCUACGGCCUGGGCGCGACGGUCGGGGCGCGCGCGGGCCAGCUCUUGGGGGUUCUGGAGGGGUUGGCUGCCGCGGUGGGGCUGCAGGCGCUUUCGCAGCGGGGGCAAUCGCAAUUGCAGGGGCCGGGGCCGGGGCCGGGGCAAGGGCAGAGCGGAGAGGGGGGGGAGCGAAGUGAUGGGUAUGGGGGCCGUUGGAGUGCGGUGGAUGUGCAGGCGAAGCGGAUUGAGGGGUUGUUGGACGAGGCGAGGCGGGAGUUGAGUGUUACGGGGGUGUUUGAUGGGGAGUAUUGGGCGCAGGAUGGGAAUUGGCGGUAUGAGGUGGCGGGGAGCCAGGGGGCGGGGAUGGGGGGGGAGGUGGUCUUUGCGGAUGUGGCGGAGGCGCAUCCAUUGCUGAGGAAGUGGGGUGGGAUUGUGAGGGCCGAGGCCGCGAGGUAUGGGGUGGAUUGGGAGGUGUUCAAGGACGAGGUGGGGGAUGUGAGGAGGGAGGGGGCGGACGAGGAGGAGCGGGAACGGGAGGGGCGGGUGAGGAGGGAACGGGGAGCGCAGCCGGCUACGAGAGGGAGGGAGGCGCUUGCGUGGUGA
Molecule: messenger RNA, 951 nt
Organism: Chaetomium globosum CBS 148.51
Lineage: Eukaryota; Fungi; Ascomycota; Sordariomycetes; Sordariales; Chaetomiaceae
Exons: 1
Coding region: 1-951 (316 amino acids)
Source: RefSeq, a predicted model, not a curated record